UUAACUUGGUUGGCGUCACCAGCCCAAUCUUCACGAAGUGCCAUUCGAGAGAGAGACGGCCAGCCAAAUGAGCACGACAGCAGCGCACUGACUAGCCCUACAACACCCUGCACCACUUCUCGUCAACAGUACAUCAUGGCACUCCGUAUGACGAACAUGUUCGGCCGGCUGCUCCGCACCAACGGUGGGGUGGCGCUCCAGCUGACGCGGGCGGCGUCGGGCAAGGCUGGCAAGGGCAAGACCAUCGGGAUUGAUCUGGGAACGACCAACUCGUGUGUGGCGGUGAUGGAGGGCAAGACGCCGCGGGUGAUCGAGAACGCCGAGGGCGCGCGGACGACGCCGUCGGUGGUGGCGUUCCAGGCUGACGGGUCGCGGCUGGUGGGCACGCCGGCCAAGCGUGGCGCUAUCACCAACCCGGAGAACACUGUGUACGCGACGAAGCGGCUGAUUGGCAAGUCGUUCAAGGAGACGCACGAGGACCAGGAGAUGCUCCCGUACGAGAUUGUGGAGGCGCCGAAUGGCGAUGCUUGGAUCAAGGCUCAGGGUAAGGAGUACUCGCCGUCGCAGAUUGCGUCGUUCAUUCUCGCGCACCUCAAGGACUCUGCCGACUCGUUCCUCUCGCAGAAGACGACGUCUGCAGUGAUCACGGUCCCGGCGUACUUUAACGACUCGCAGCGGCAGGCGACCAAGGACGCUGGUGAGAUUGCGGGCUUCUCCAACAUCCGGAUCCUCAACGAGCCGACGGCUGCGGCGCUGGCGUACGGCAUGGACCAGAAGGGCUCGCAAACGAUUGCGGUGUACGAUCUGGGCGGCGGCACGUUUGACAUCUCGAUUCUGGAGGUGUCCGAGGGUGUGUUUGAGGUGCAGGCGACCAACGGCGACACGGCGCUCGGCGGCGAGGACAUGGACGCGGCGAUCACCAACUUUCUGCUCGAGUCGUUCAAGAAGGAGAAGGGCAUUGAUCUCUCAACCGACUCGCUGGCGCUGCAGCGGCUCCGUGAGGCUGCGGAGAAGGCAAAGCAGGAGCUCUCGUCGACGACGCAGACGCAGAUCAACCUGCCGUUCAUCACUGCGACGGCCGAGGGCCCGCAGCACCUGGACCUGUCGCUGUCACGGGCGAAGCUCGAGUCGCUGGUUGGCGACCUUAUUGCGCGGACGGUGGCGCCGUGCGAGGCGUGCCUCGCCGACGCGUCGCUCAAGCCGGACGACAUCGACCAGGUAGUCCUUGUUGGCGGUAUGACGCGGAUGCCCAAGGUUGUGGAGACGGUCGAGGCCAUCUUUGGCAAGGCUGCGUACAAGGGCGUGAACCCGGACGAGGCCGUGGCGAUGGGCGCCGCCAUCCAGGGCGGCGUGCUCGACGGCUCGACCUCGGACGUCCUGCUCAUCGACGUCACGCCGCUCUCGGUCGGCAUUGAGACGCUCGGCGGCGUCUUUACGCCGCUCGUCAAGCGGAACACCGCGAUUCCGUGCAAGAAGGCCAAGACGUUCUCGACGGCGGUCGACGGGCAGACCGAGGUCAACAUCUCGGUCUUCCAGGGCGAGCGCAAGCUGGCCAUCGACAACAACCUGCUGGGCAACUUCCAGCUGACCGGCAUCAACCCUGCGCCGGCCGGCCAGCCCAAGAUCGACGUCGAGUUUGAGAUCAACUCGGACGGCAUCCUCACGGUCUCGGCCCGCGACCAGAAGACUGGCCAGGAGCAGCGGAUCACCGUUGAGGCCGCGUCAGGCCUCUCGCAGGACCAGAUCGAGAAGAUGGUCGAGGAGGCCAAGACGUACGCCGAAGAGGACGCGGCCCGCAAGGCCAAGGCCGAGGCCAAGAACGCCGCCGAGUCGGCCAUCUACAACGCCGAGAAGACGCUCAACGACCAGAAGGAGAAGGUGACCGAGGAGCUCAAGGAGAAGCUCGACGGCGCCAUCUCAAAGGUCCGCGAGGCCGUCGACGCCGACGGCGAGGCCAAGGACAUUGCCAAGCUCACCACCGAGCUGCAGAAGGAGCUCGCCGCCACCAACGAGGCCAUCUUCAAGGCGGGCAAGGAGGAUACCGCCGAUGAUGUCGACGAGACCGUCGUCGAUGCCGACUACCGCGACGUGUCGGAGGAGAAGGACGAGAAGAAGAAGGAGUAA
Messenger RNA from Thecamonas trahens ATCC 50062, 2124 nucleotides. RefSeq names its product chaperone DnaK. Gene Ontology annotation, biological process: protein refolding; cellular response to unfolded protein. Gene Ontology annotation, molecular function: ATP binding; ATP hydrolysis activity; ATP-dependent protein folding chaperone. The transcript is spliced from 2 exons. The record is from RefSeq and is a predicted model, not a curated record. Gene Ontology annotation, cellular component: mitochondrion; cytoplasm. NCBI's taxonomy places the organism in Eukaryota, Apusomonadida, Apusomonadidae. The coding region runs from base 136 to 2124 and encodes 662 amino acids.